AUGGCAGAAGGUCCACAUCCCAACUCCACCUUCCCACGCCCCACUUUCUUCAUACUGACUGGCAUUCCAGGGUUAGGGGGUACCCAGACCUGGCUGACACUGGUCUUUGGGCCCAUGUAUCUGCUGGCCCUGCUGGGAAAUGGAACACUGUUGGCAUUGGUGCAGAUAGACUCCACACUGCAGCAGCCCAUGUUUCUACUCCUGGCCACACUGGCAGCCACAGACCUGGGCUUAGCCACAUCUAUAGCCCCAGGGUUGCUUGCUGUGAUGUGGCUUGGGCCCCGGCCUGUGCCAUAUGGUGUCUGCCUGGCCCAGAUGUUCUUUGUUCAUGCACUGACUGCUGUGGAAUCCGGUGUACUGUUGGCCAUGGCCUGUGAUCGUGCUGUGGCAGUAGGGCGUCCCCUACAUUACCCUCUCCUAAUCACCAAAGCCCGUGUAGGCUAUGCAGCACUGGCACUGGCCCUGAAAGCUGUGGCUAUUGUUGUGCCUUUCCCUCUGCUGGUGGCGCGAUUUGAGUACUUCCGAGCCAAGACCAUAGACCAUGCCUACUGUGCACACAUGGCAGUGGUAGAGCUGGUGGUGGGCAACACACAAGCUAACAAUUUGUAUGGGCUGGCACUUUCACUGGCUGUGUCAGGCAUAGAUAUCCUGGGCAUCGCUGGCUCUUAUGGACUCAUUGCCCACACUGUACUGCGGCUGCCUACCUGGGAGGCCCGGGCCAAGGCCUUUGGCACAUGUAGUUCCCACAUCUGUGUCAUUCUGGCCUUCUAUGUACCUGGUCUCUUCUCAUACCUCACACAUCGCUUUGGUCGUCACACCAUCCCAAAGCCUGUGCACAUUCUUCUCUCUAACAUCUAUUUGCUGCUGCCACCUGCCCUCAACCCACUCAUCUAUGGAGUCCGCACCAAGCAAAUCAGGGACCGGCUCCUGGAAACCUUCACAUUCAGAAAAAGCCAGCUCUAA
Canis lupus familiaris (dog) is the source of this 963-nucleotide messenger RNA. It is a transcript of the gene OR52W1, whose product is annotated as olfactory receptor family 52 subfamily W member 1. Gene Ontology annotation, molecular function: olfactory receptor activity. Gene Ontology annotation, cellular component: membrane. The transcript has a single exon. Lineage: Eukaryota; Metazoa; Chordata; Mammalia; Carnivora; Canidae. The record is from RefSeq and is marked inferred. Bases 1 to 963 code for a protein of 320 amino acids. Gene Ontology annotation, biological process: G protein-coupled receptor signaling pathway.